Molecule: messenger RNA, 1473 nt
Organism: Ipomoea nil (Japanese morning glory)
Lineage: Eukaryota; Viridiplantae; Streptophyta; Magnoliopsida; Solanales; Convolvulaceae
Product: protein FAR1-RELATED SEQUENCE 5-like
Exons: 3
Coding region: 1-1473 (490 amino acids)
Biological process (GO): regulation of DNA-templated transcription
Molecular function (GO): zinc ion binding
Source: RefSeq, a predicted model, not a curated record
AUGGAGACUGGGCAUGACCCUGCUGAGUGGGGCACUCAGUUUGACCCCAUCGGGUACAGAGUCGGGGCUAGAUAUGCACACCCCCAGAGGCUAGAAGUGCACACAGCGACCCAGUACAAGCUGGUGUUUGUGCCAUUCACCGGGGUGGAUCACCACAAGAAGAGUGUGACAUUCGCAGCGGGAUUAAUUGCCAAAGAAGAUGUGGACUCCUACACCUGGCUGCUCGAACACUUCAAAAAGGCAAUGGGUAAAGUACCCGCGUGCACAGUUACCGACCAAGAUCCUGCAAUGAGAGUGGCAAUAUCGCGUGUUUUUGAUACAACACGCCACAGAUACUGCAUAUGGCACAUCAUGACAAAGGUUUGCGAAAAGGUAGGGCCUACAUUAGCAAGGAACGAAGAUUUCUUAAGAAGCCUAAAUAGUGUGGUCUGGAAUGAGACGCAAACAAUUAGUGAGUUUGAAGCAGCAUGGCAAACAGUAAUGGAAAAACAUGAACUGGUUGACCACAGAUGGUUUACCCACUUGUUUGAGAUACGUGAAUAUUGGAUACCAGCAUUCUUUAACGACAUGUUCAUGGGUGGCUUAAUGAAAACAACCUCAAGGUCGGAGUCAGAGAACAACGUCUUCAACAGCUGCACUUCCCCACAUCUAAGUUUAACGGACUUCUUCAUAAAGUUUGAGAAAGCAAUAGACAAACAACGCCACACCCAAACAAGGCUAAACGCAGAUUGUGAGGACAAAUUCCCAGAGUUGAAGACAACUUUAUUGCUAGAGCGUCAAGCUGCUACAACAUAUACAAUUGCUGUGUUCUAUGAUGUCCAAAAAGAGAUACUCGAAGCAUGCUUCUCAUCCCAAAUCAUUAACAAAACAGUUGAAGGAAACACUAUCAGACUUGAAAUAGAGGAUACAAACAAGAUGGUGUACUCAGUGGAAUACAAUUCUGCCACCCAGACAACACACUGCACAUGCAAUAUGUUCAAUAGGAUUAGACUACAGUGUAGGCAUGUAUUGUUGGCGUUUAAGGAUGCACGUUUGGAAAGAAUACCAGUACAAUAUAUCACUCCACGAUGGACCCGCAUUACAUGUUGGCCAUACGUACAGCUUUAUGCAAACCCUGAACUAGGCGAGCCUACAGAAGUUGUUAGUGGGGAUACACGAAUGGGUACCGUAUUCGAUGAGUUCUUCAAGUGUGUUGGGAACGCGUACGGUAACACUGAUCGAAUAACAGAGCUAGCACAAAUGUUGAAAGAGUAUAGAGAAAAGACAACAGAAAGCAUGCCGCAAAUGGAAACUAGAGCAAGGAAAAGUGGUAUGAUACGUAGCUUCUGUGGGUCAACCUCAUCACCAAACAUUUUGGUUCACCCCCCCGCCAUUGCAAAGAACAAAGGUUCGGGAAAGCGAUUGAAAUCAGCAAAGGAGAUCGCAUCGGAUGUAGCUGGAAAGAAUUGUGUGCCAUUUAGCCCUACUGCAUAA